AUGCCUGGGACAUAGUCAGAGGACACAGCGGCCACAAGUAUGUCUGCUCCUUGUAUGCACCCGUCCUGUCUACUGCUCCUGCUGCUGGUCGUCUGCAGACACGCCCACACAAAUCUUGUUUCAGUCACAGAGAACACGACUGUUACAACUGAACCUCCUGUAGAGACACUCAGCCCCAUAACUCCCCCCGUGGCUCCUCUGACCCCACUGCAGACUGGACAAAAGAGUGUGGUGCUCACAGGGGAAAAUCAUACAGAAAAGGUAGAAGUGGUCAACCCCGUGACACUAAACCUCGAGUGCGUCUGGACUGGGGACAACAAACGGCUGCCAAACAUCACUGGAUACUGGACGAAAGAUGGAAAGACAAUUGAGAGCAGCUAUUCCAAUACUCAACUGCAAAAUGAUCGCUAUUAUCUGAGGAAAGAGUUCAGCAUCAUGAGUGAGGAAGACUUGGGGACGUACUCGUGCAUUUUCGGACCCAAAGCCAAAGUUGAUUUCAUUUUAGCAGCUCCGUAUCUGGGUGAAAUGCGGGAUAAGCCCAUAGUGAGUUAUGUGGGCGACUCUGUGGUCAUGAUCUGUAAAAUGGACGAGAAGAAAUCCAAGCCUAUAAACUGGAACUGGUACAAACACAAUGGAACCAGUAAGGAGAAAAUUGAGGUGGAUUCACCUGGUCAUCGCUACAAAAUCACCAAAGACGAGAAGAAGACAAAGCUGGUGGUGCAUAACUUGACUGAGUCUGAUUCAGGGGUGUAUUUCUGCGGCGCUGUGUACGGCAUCGGCACGUCCAUGGGCCACAUGCAGCUCAGAGUCAUCACCUACUUCGAGCCGCUCAAGCCGUUCCUUGGGAUUCUGGUGGAGGUUUUGGUCCUUGUGGCUGUAAUCCUGUUAUACGAAAAGACGGGCUCUAAGAAAGAGAACCAGUCAGGACCUGAAGGAAACCCUGACCAAACUUCAAACCUGUCACAUGGAGAAAACGCAGUGGCAGACGGACACUCGGGCACCGCAAGACAGAGGAAAGUUUAAA
Messenger RNA from Periophthalmus magnuspinnatus, 1024 nucleotides. It is a transcript of the gene emb, whose product is annotated as embigin. NCBI's taxonomy places the organism in Eukaryota, Metazoa, Chordata, Actinopteri, Gobiiformes, Gobiidae. The coding region runs from base 40 to 1023 and encodes 327 amino acids. The record is from RefSeq and is a predicted model, not a curated record. The transcript has 9 exons.